UGGGCUGAGCCAGGAGUUAUUGUUGGGGGCCGGCGACAAGUCGUGCUCGUCUCGUCUCGCCUGGUCCCGCCGCGCCGCCACUCAGUCAAAGAUCCUGGACUCGGUGACGGGCUGCUCCACCAGCCAGGUCAGCCUUGGACAUCAGUGACUCUGCUUACUCUUCCCCCCCUCUCUCCCCCCCUCUCCCUCCCUCCUUUCCGCCUCUGCUGGCGCCGAAAGUGUUUCACUUCACGUUGCAGUUUGCUUCAAGAUUGCAACUUUUUGCCAGCGGCUGCUCCGGUGCUGCCUCUGGAGUCAGUCCCAGUGCAAGAGACACUACCACCAUCACCCCCCCUCAACCUCGCCAGUCCUGCACCGCCAGACACUCACUCUCCGGGGGAGGGGGGGCUUUUGCUCCCCUCCCCUCCCCUCCCCUCCUUGUUUUAAACUUGUUACAAAACAACAACCUCCAAAAGUUGCAGGUGUAAACUGGAAAAGUAAGGACAUUUGGAGGCAGAAGCAGUUUACUAGUCACAGUUGGUGAGUUCCCAAAGGUAAAUAUUCCAUCCAUUUCGACUGACAUUGAUUGCCGCUCACGGCAAUGUUUGAGAGAAUGACUGGGCCGUGGGUAACGAGAGCUGUAUUUCCCAUGUGGCUGUGUUUACUGGCUGUGUGUCGAUCUAUCCCGACUCUGCACGACCGAGAUAAACUGAUGAGAGUGGAACAGUUCGAGUUCACGGGCGGCAAUCUGCUGUCGACGGAGAAAGAUAUCAGAGUUAACGAUAUACUCAUGAAAAUAAAACGAGAGGAAGUUGCCGAGGGAAUGGAAACUGGUAAAUUCCCACCAGCCAUGCACUUUUUCAGAGCCAAGCAACUGAUUGAGCAGAGCAGAGUUUUUGACAUCUUAAGGAAUAUGCCGAAAGGUGCGGCGUUACACCUGCACGACUACGCCUUGCUGAAUGCGGAGUGGCUGGUGAAGAAUGCAACAUACCUGCCCAAUUGCUACAUUUGCUUCAGGGCUGCUGGAGGGACCAGAUUUCAUUUCUCUCUCCGAAGCCCACACAAAAAAACGGCCAAUUGCUCGCAAUGGGCCUUGCUCGAGAAGUAUCGACGGCAACUUGAAAACAUCACUGAAUUUGAUAACAGUCUGUACAGAAACCUGACACUGGUAACUGAAAACCCAGAGGAAGCAUACCCGUCGCAAAAUGUGAUUUGGGGAAGAUUUGAAGACUCAUUUAAAGCUGCUUCCGAUCUCAUUUCCUACGCCCCAGUGUUUAAGACCUACUUUUAUGAGGCUUUGAGGGAGUUCCUUCGUGACAAUGUACUCUACAUAGAGUUUCGUGCCUUGCUGCUCCCGGUGUAUGAACUCAAUGGGACUCUGCAUGACAAGGAAUGGUCCAUUCUGGCCUACCAGGAGGUUACCACACAAUUCCGACGUGAUAAUCCUGACUUUAUGGGAGCCAAAGUCAUAUUUUCAGUACCGAGGAAAAUAAACAAUUCUGAAAUGAAAACUGCAGUGUACGAGGCCAUGAAAUUGCACACAAAAUUCCCAGAGACCGUAGUGGGGUUUGACAUGGUUGGCCAAGAAGACGCUGGCCACCCACUGUGGUAUUUCAAGAACGAGCUGUUAAUUCCAACAGAAGCAGGGGUCAGCCUGCCUUUCUUCUUUCACGCUGGGGAGACUGACUUUGAAGGUACAAGUGUAGAUGAAAAUGUCUUGGAUGCCUUGCUGCUGAACACAAGUCGAAUAGGCCACGGCUACAGCAUAAACAAGCACCCGACUGCAAGACGGAUUUCCAGAGAGUUCAAUGUGCCCUUGGAGGUCUGCCCAAUAUCAAACCAGGUGCUGAUGCUGGUGACUGACCUCCGCAACCACCCAGCAGCAGGCCUGAUGGCAGACGGUCACCCCAUGGUCAUCAGUGCCGAUGAUCCAGCGAUGUUUGGCGCUCGUGGUUUAUCGUACGACUUCUACGAGGCUUUUAUGGGAAUAGGAGGCUUGAAGGCGGAACUGACUACACUGAAGCAGUUGGCUCUGAGCUCCAUCAAGUACAGUGCUAUGUCUGUGGAGAUGAAGGAGGAGAGCAUCAAGCUCUGGCUGAGAAAGUGGGAUGAGUUUUUGGACAAAGUUCUCAACAUGUCCAUGUGGGACGAGCUGUGAGAAGAUCAAGUUACUGGCCCCUUGACCUCUGUGUUUUUUUGUGAAAUAUUCUGAUCUCAGGAAGAUUGUGACUGUUUUUAAUUAAUAUUAAAAGGGGCGAUUCCAGCAAUC
Messenger RNA from Amblyraja radiata (thorny skate), 2248 nucleotides. RefSeq names its product adenosine deaminase 2a (gene ada2a). The transcript is spliced from 10 exons. The coding region runs from base 581 to 2137 and encodes 518 amino acids. Gene Ontology annotation, molecular function: adenosine deaminase activity. NCBI's taxonomy places the organism in Eukaryota, Metazoa, Chordata, Chondrichthyes, Rajiformes, Rajidae. The record is from RefSeq and is a predicted model, not a curated record. Gene Ontology annotation, biological process: adenosine catabolic process; inosine biosynthetic process.